AGACCAGUCACAAGACCUAAUAACGAAGCUGAAGUAAAAAGAUGGUUGGGCCAUUGGGCAUAAUCAAGCCCUCAUUUGGGACAGGCAGACCAGCGGGACGUCCGGCUAACAUAAGCAUUGACCAUUACUGCACCUCCUACAGACAGUCCUAUGGUAAGGAGUUAUUCCAGCCAUGUCUAGGCUAUCAUCAUGGGACGGGAUAUUCUGCCAACCACCGUCCCGUUCUGUACUACAGCUCCAGCCUGGAUCACUAUGAUAAUCCACAGUUUGGUUUCUCAUUGUUGGACAGUUUCGAGUCUCAGUCGAAGCGCCAUUACCAGCGUCUGGUUCAGCCUGACGGGACAGAGCCUUUGGCCUGCUCGGGGUCCAGACACAGAGAGAGCGGAUAUUUGCAGCUACAAUCUCAGCCAAGACCUAGAACAGCGUCCUGUCAGACUGAAUAUAAAGGCUCUUACAUUCCUCACAGCCCCACAGUUUUGGGUGCUUCAGAUCAGCGUGUUUUAAUAGGGCCCAUGGAAGACAGUGGAUACACUGAAGGAAACAAUCUACAAUUGAACACCUUCCUUCCUAAAUACAUCAACAUGGACGACGCUCGCAGGACACAGGAAAGUGUGAUGAGGACUGACUUCCUGACUGGAUCUUUUCUACAGGGUAGGGAAGCAUUACCAAAGCUUGCCUCCCAUUCAAAUCGAGAAACUGGAUUUACAAGAGACACAGAGAGGCCUUUGACCAGUUCAGCCUCUUUGCAUUAUGGCAUAAGUCAGGACAACAGACAGAAGUCCAGACCAAAUGUAGCUACAUGGUCCAUUGGGCCCGUGGGCUCAUCAGGAUUCGUCCUGAACGCCCCCAACAUCACCAGACUCUCACAAACACCAGCCGACCCGCAACACUUCCUCACACACUACCAAAGCAAGUUUUAUAACAAAUCAUUAACGGAGCAGCAAAGAUCAGACUGGAUGAGAGGAAGCAUACAGAAACACAGAAAGAGUGGGUACAGUGGACGCGACACAGAUAGGUUUAAUCUUAGUGGAUAUGAAGUCCUGGCUUCACAAUAAACCUCAAUUAUUGAUAUAAAUGCAG
Molecule: messenger RNA, 1080 nt
Organism: Danio aesculapii
Lineage: Eukaryota; Metazoa; Chordata; Actinopteri; Cypriniformes; Danionidae
Gene: saxo4
Product: stabilizer of axonemal microtubules 4
Exons: 12
Coding region: 42-1055 (337 amino acids)
Molecular function (GO): phosphatase binding
Source: RefSeq, a predicted model, not a curated record